AUGGAGGCGUCAUCAAGUUCAGCGUCAGAACCGUUGCUGGUUCCCAGCUUCGCCGCCUUGAUCCUGGCUCAUCUUCUUGGGGUUCCCGCCGCUCUCGGGAUUGGGAAGCGCCUUUCUCGCCGUGGGACCCUCAAAUACCACCGGCCCGAUAGUUAUUACUCGGACGAGGAUGGCGAGGCAAGCGACGAGUCGUCCCGGUGUUUCUCGAGCAAGUGGCAGAGUGUGACGCUUGUCAUUUCGUCCGUUAUCGGACUGGUUGCCUCUCUCGCUCUGCUGCUGUCUUCCUCACGAGCAAAUGGCCAUCAGAUGGCGUCCUUGGCCGCGCAAAGUGGCAUCUGGACUUCCGUUGCCCUUCAAGCCGCGGCUUUAUAUAUCGAACGUUGGCCGACGGAGCGUUUCAGGCUGAGCAACUACGUCCUUUGGACCGCCGUGUUGACGUUGUUUUCCCCAGCGUUGAGCAUCGUCAGCCUUGUCGUCCUCGGCGAUGCGGCAACACGAGGGAGGAGUAUGACGCUGCAGGUGCCAGUGGCCGCACAAGUGGCCGCAGCGUUGAUUUGUAUCGUCUGCAGCUCGCUGAUUCCGAGACGUCCGGACGUGUUUCACAACGGGAGGCGCGUGGACAGACAAGCCACCACCUCCGCCUUUGGUAACCUCAGCUUCGGAUGGGCAGCCGAUCUUUUGGGGCAAGUCGCACGGAAUCCCGACUUGGGGCUCCAAGACCUCCCCGAAGUUUCGCAUGCUGCGCGGUCCGACGUGCUCCUCGCUCGCCUCGAGCAACAGCGGGCCAAGGGACGAGCGACUCUCUGGCGACUCCUCCUGGCAACGCACCGGGGCCCCCUCCUCCGUCAGACGAUUCUCGGGGUUGCGUCUGCGCUUGUAAGCUUUGGACCGCAGGUUGCCCUAUUUGGCCUUCUGAGGGGGUUGGAAGGCGGAGAUGGGGGUGCCCGGACGGGUCCAGGCAGUGGUCUGCUAUCACCGUGGCUUUGGGUUCUCGCAUUGGCAGUCGCCAUGGUUCUAGACUCAGUACUUGGUGCCAGGCUUUCAUGGAUGGCCCAAUCCGAGGCGGGCAUACCUGUCCAAGCCGAGCUCGUCGGCAUGAUCUUUGCAAAGUCCAUGAGGCUGAGAGACUCGGCCCAGUCGUCGCAGCCGCAGAGCAAUGUGGACGAAGGCAAGGGACAACGGGGCACCGGGCAGCGCAGCGUGGUCAACUUGGCCGCCGUUGAUGCGCGACGUAUAGCCGAGUUCGCCUCGUCGCAAUAUAUGGUCCCCGAUUCCCUUACCCGGCUGCUGGUUGCGUGUGGCCUCCUGUUUCGCCUCCUUGGCCUGAAGAGCCUGUUGGCAGGUUUGGGGGUUACCAUUCUCGUCGCUCCUUUAAACAGUUUUCUCACAAGAGGAUUGGGCCGAAUUCAGGGCAAUGUCAUGACUGCGACAGAUCGUCGGACCUCCGCCUUGGCCGAGUGCCUCCAAGGGAUUCGCCAGGUGAAGUUCUCAGCGCUCGAAAGCCAGUGGGAGUCACGGAUUCUCGCUCAGCGAGAGGGGGAGCUUGCGUCGCUUUCGACCGCCGUGAAGUAUCGCGUGGCCCUCAUCUCGGUGUGGGUGUUCUCCCCCAUCAUCGUGUCCGCCGUCUCGCUCACCGUGUACUCUUUGAUACACGGGGACUUGACGGCCGCGGUUGCCUUUACAGCCAUGUCCAUUUUUGCCAACCUCGGCACUGCCUUGUUCAGUAUGCCGGAUCUCUUGGCCAAGGCAACCGGUGCGGCAGUUGGCGUCCGUCGCAUCCAGACCUUCUUGAAGUCUCCCGAAAAGAAGAACACGGCCACCGCAGGUGUCGUGCAUCCCAUUUGCCUCCGAGAUGCUACCAUUUCGUGGCCAACCUCGGAUGAUGCAAAGCCUCGUUUAGAUCGGUUCCUUCUCAGGCGCGUCAACCUGACCUUCCCGCCACGGGGCCUGACUCUGAUCGCAGGCAGGACUGGUAGCGGGAAGACGCUCCUCUUGACGUCGGUCCUUGGCGAUUGCAACAUCGUGUCCGGUACCGUGAGCGUCCCCUCGCCGCCAACGGCAGCGGACCGACACGACGAGCUCGCCAGCCCCGCAGACUGGCUUCUCGACACGGCACAGGCCUAUGUCUCGCAGAACCCUUGGAUCGAGAACGGUACGGUGAAGACAAACAUCCUCAUGGGCCUCCCACACUUCGAAUCACGUUAUCGCCAGGUCCUAUUCGCGACCAGUCUCGAAAAGGAUCUGAACAUGUUCCCUGACGGCGACCUCACCGACAUCGGGGCCAACGGGGUGAACCUCAGCGGCGGCCAGAAGUGGCGGAUAGCGUUUGCCCGCGCCUUAUAUUCCCGUGCUGGGACGCUCGUAAUCGACGACAUCUUUAGCGCCCUGGACGCACACACCAGCCGCCACGUCUUCGAGCAUGGACUCGUGGGGGAGAUUGCAAACGGGCGGACCAGAAUUCUGGCAACCCAUCACAUCGGCCUUUGUCUUGGGCACGCCGAUUAUUGCGUGGUACUCGAGCAGGGACAUGUCCAACACGCGGGUAGCGCCGAGACACUUGUCAAGGCGGACCUGUGUUCCCAUCUUGGCUUGUCGCGCGAUGACAAGGGCCGAGAUCAGAAGUCGCGCUAUCGACGUGACGGACCUAGUGACGCCACAGGCCAUAGGAGAAGCGCCACGACUUCCACCAAGUUUGUCCAGGAUGAAGGACGAGCAACGGGAUCCAUGUCCUGGGCGCUGUAUGGAAACUAUAUUGGGAGAAGCAGGAGAGCCUUCCUAUGGGCUCUUGUCCUCCUCGCCUCUGUUGCAUAUACCUUUUUCGUCAUUGCCCGUUCCUUGUGGAUGGCUUUGUGGACGGGAUCGAAUGCCGCCAACCGACAGCCCGAGCACCAUGCGUCAUUUGUUUCAAGUCAACGCCCCCCUUCUCCUCCUCCCUCGGACCUGACUAACUCCAAUUCCUCGACCCAUCAGUUGGAUAAGCAUAUCUCCUGGUACAUCAGCAUCUACGUGGGAAUAUCGAUUGCUACUUGUAUCAUGGGCACAGUUCGGGUCAUGCUCCUCUACUACGCCGCUCUUAGCUCGUCCAAAGGCUUGUUCGAGGACCUACUCUACACGGUCCUCCGGGCGCCGAUGAGGUGGUUCGACAGGGUCCCACAAGGCCGAAUCAUGAAUCGGUUUGUUGCAGACAUGUCGCUCCUCGAUAGCAGGCUCGGCCUCGAUCUUCUGGUCAGUGUAGGAAGGUCCCUGGAGAUGGUGGGAGUCGCAGUCACGGCGGUGGUCGUCUGCCCGGUGCUGGUGCCUCCGGCCAUUGCUUUCCUGGCAAUCUGCGCCUAUCUAGGAUCCGUCUACCUCGCGGGAGCUCGCGAGAUAAAGCGGCUGGAAAGCGUCGCGAGCAGCCCCAUUCUUGAACAGUUCGGGUCCUGCACCAGGGGCCUGGCGACCAUCCGGGCCUUCGGCUUGGUCGAGAAGUACGUCCGACUGAUGCACGCAAAGGUAGACGACCGUUCUAGGGCAUCUUGGAACCUCUGGCUAUUGAACAGCUGGAUGACGCUUCGCCUGACCCUUCUUGUCGCCCUCUUCUCAACCGUGACGGCGAGCGUCGUCGUCGUGCGCAUGGAGAGCAUCCCGGCCUCGGCAGCGGGCUUGAUCUUGACCCUCGUCUUCCGCUAUAACUCCCUGAUGGUAACCGCUAUCAAGCAGUGUGCAAACUUGGAGAUGGAUAUGAACGCGGCCGAGCGCGUUGUCGAGUAUGCCGGCGUGGCGACCGAGACCCAAGGGGGAAAAGAGGCCCCGGCAGCGUGGCCAACCGAGGGCCGCCUGGAGGUGGAGGACUUGGUCGUCGGUUAUGCUCCGGAACUCGCCCCUUCGCUGAACGGACUGUCCUUCACUAUCCUCCCCAACCAACGAGUCGGCAUCGUGGGGCGCACCGGGGCCGGCAAGUCGACGUUGGCGUUGGCCCUAUUCCGCGUCCUCGAGGCACGCAGCGGAUGUGUCCGCGUCGACGGCGUCGACAUCUCCACAAUCAGACUGCACAACCUGCGCAGCAAGCUUGCCGUAAUCCCACAGGACCCCGUCCUGUUUUCAGGUAGCUUGCGGGCCAACUUGGACACGUUCGGCGAACAUGACGACGUGCGGUUAUACGAAGCGCUAGAACAGGUAUCCCUGGUACGGCCAACGGAGGAACAGGAAGAGAAGGGUGUGUUUCCGGCCCUAUCUACUCCCGUAUCAGCGGGUGGCCAUAACCUUUCCCAGGGCCAGCGGCAGCUCAUCUGCCUGGCCCGAGCCGCACUAUCGCGGUCUAAGAUCCUGGUACUGGACGAGGCGACAUCAGCCAUCGACAUGGAGACAGAUGCCUUGAUCCAAAAAUCGUUACGGUCCCAAUUUGGCGGCAACUCGACAACCAUGUUGGUUGUUGCCCAUCGUCUCAGCACCGUCGCCGAUUUUGACUCCAUCAUCGUGAUGGACGCAGGGAAAGUGGUCGAGUUUGGCAGUCCACGGACACUGAUGGGAAUUUGUGGCGGCAGUUUUAGGAGUCUGGUUGAGAACAGCGGUGAAAAGGAACGGUUGCAGCAAUUGAUUUUCGAAUCUCGCCCAGAGGGGCUGGGACUGAAGUGA
Molecule: messenger RNA, 4614 nt
Organism: Chaetomium fimeti
Lineage: Eukaryota; Fungi; Ascomycota; Sordariomycetes; Sordariales; Chaetomiaceae
Product: multidrug resistance-associated protein
Exons: 3
Coding region: 1-4614 (1537 amino acids)
Biological process (GO): transmembrane transport
Cellular component (GO): membrane
Molecular function (GO): ATP binding; ABC-type transporter activity; ATP hydrolysis activity
Source: RefSeq, a predicted model, not a curated record